Molecule: messenger RNA, 878 nt
Organism: Marchantia polymorpha subsp. ruderalis
Lineage: Eukaryota; Viridiplantae; Streptophyta; Marchantiopsida; Marchantiales; Marchantiaceae
Source: the annotation of a GenBank genome assembly
AUGAGCCGGCUUUGCAAGGAGGAUGUAAGGAUCGGCACGUUCGGUACACUCCUCAUUCAUUUUCCAGUCCGAGGAGGAACUUCAAUUCUUCUAGAAGUACAUCCCGUGGAAGAUCAAGGGAAAGAAUCGAGCGCGGAGUCCGGACGAGGAGGCUGGUUCUGGUUGCCACGAGACCCUUGCCAUGAUGGCUCACGAGAUCUGCCUCGGGUUCUUCUGUCACAUCGACGGGCCUCGGUCGCGCUCGGACGCAUCCGACGACCAGGACCGCGACGAGCAGACGUUUCUAGAUUGCGAAGGGCUCGGAAUCGGGAAUUUCCGUUACAGCGUAGACGUUUCAAGAAGUUUCGCCCUCGUGCGCAGGAGGCUAGAAAGCAGCCUCCCUCAUGCCCUCCCCCGACCAUUCCUCUCGAUGAGACUUCCGAGACGGCGGACGAGCUUCCUUUCACUCUCGGAGGCACGGCUCGACGUGGAUCCCAUGCAUGGAUCGUCGAGCCAUGCGCCGGCCGGAGGUGCUUCCUACCGAUUAUCGCAGUGCAGUGCAGAGGGGCUCGGCUCUGCACUGCACCUCAAAGACUGAUCGAGCCUAAUGUCUUCACAAGGCGAGAUUGCACGUGCCUGGUUGCUGUAUCUCUCGUGGCGCUAUCCUCAAGAGGACGAAAAUCGACCUGUGUUUGCUUUACCUACCGAGUAUCAAAACUCCAAAUUGAAUCAAAAUCCUGGACAUUUGAAUAUGGUCACCACGAAAGGGACGAUUGAGAACCGCCCUGAUUUCCUCUCGUAUUGCCUCCACUCGUUCGAAGCGACAUGUUCCUCGACUUCUGCAUUGUAUUCCAAUGGUCGGAACUCCUGGAUGGUCAAUUCAAAUCUUCGACCACAGA